CACCGCCGGUUUCCUUUGGCGCCGGACCCGAGUGACCCGGGUAGACCAGCCGGUGCCUUGGAGCUCCCCAUAUAAGACCCCUUCUUCCGCUUCCCUGCCAGCGAGCUUCCCGGCUCUUCCCCUGGCGCCGCGGCGCCCACUCGGUUUCAGGUUUAAUCCUGGGUUGGACCUGCCGUUUUGCUCAUCCCCACACUCAGCCUCUCAGUAAGCCCGGAGAAGUAGAAUCUGCACACAAACUCUCGGUGGCUGGAGCCGGCGGACUGGGCAUGCUCAGAAGCCAGAGCUGGCUUUGGUCUCAAGUAGGAAGCUUUUGCACUCGGGAGGCAGCGGCGACUUUGGGGAAAGUUGAUCGGAGAGGGGAGGAAGCCCCAAGACGCGGAGCAGCGGCAGGAAGGAGCCCCCGGCAGUCCGGAGGAGCAUGGGCACCCUGCGAGAUUUACAGUACGCGCUCCAGGAGAAGAUCGAGGAGCUGAGGCAGCGGGAUGCUCUCAUCGACGAGCUGGAGCUGGAGUUGGAUCAGAAGGACGAACUGAUCCAGAAGCUGCAGAACGAGCUGGACAAGUACCGCUCGGUGAUCCGGCCGGCCACCCAGCAGGCGCAGAAGCAGAGCGCGAGCACCUUGCAGGGCGAGCCGCGCACCAAGCGGCAGGCGAUCUCCGCCGAGCCCACCGCCUUCGACAUCCAGGAUCUCAGCCAUGUGACCCUGCCCUUCUACCCCAAGAGCCCACAGUCCAAGGAUCUCAUAAAGGAAGCCAUCCUUGACAAUGACUUUAUGAAGAACUUGGAGUUGUCGCAGAUCCAGGAGAUUGUGGAUUGUAUGUACCCAGUGGAGUAUGGCAAAGACAGUUGCAUCAUUAAAGAAGGAGAUGUGGGGUCACUGGUGUAUGUCAUGGAAGAUGGGAAGGUUGAAGUUACAAAAGAAGGUGUGAAGCUCUGUACCAUGGGUCCAGGAAAAGUGUUUGGGGAAUUGGCUAUUCUUUACAACUGCACACGGACAGCGACCGUCAAGACGCUUGUAAAUGUGAAACUCUGGGCCAUUGAUCGGCAAUGUUUUCAAACAAUAAUGAUGAGGACAGGACUCAUCAAGCAUACCGAGUAUAUGGAAUUUUUAAAAAGCGUACCAACGUUCCAGAGCCUUCCUGAAGAGAUCCUUAGUAAGCUUGCUGACGUCCUUGAAGAGACCCACUAUGAAAAUGGGGAAUAUAUUAUCAGGCAAGGGGCAAGAGGGGACACCUUCUUUAUCAUCAGCAAAGGAAAGGUAAAUGUCACUCGUGAAGACUCACCAAGUGAAGACCCGAUCUUUCUUCGAACUUUAGGAAAAGGAGAUUGGUUUGGAGAGAAAGCCCUGCAGGGGGAAGAUGUGAGAACUGCAAAUGUAAUUGCUGCAGAAGCUGUAACUUGCCUUGUGAUUGACAGAGACUCUUUCAAGCAUUUGAUUGGAGGGCUGGAUGAUGUUUCUAAUAAAGCAUAUGAGGAUGCAGAAGCUAAAGCAAAAUAUGAAGCUGAAGCUGCUUUCUUCGCCAACCUGAAGCUGUCUGAUUUCAACAUUAUUGAUACCCUUGGAGUUGGAGGUUUCGGACGAGUGGAACUGGUCCAGUUGAAAAGUGAAGAAUCCAAAACAUUUGCAAUGAAGAUUCUCAAGAAACGCCACAUUGUGGACACCAGACAGCAGGAGCAUAUCCGCUCGGAGAAGCAGAUCAUGCAGGGUGCUCAUUCCGACUUCAUAGUGAGACUAUACAGAACAUUCAAGGACAGCAAAUAUUUGUACAUGUUGAUGGAAGCUUGCUUAGGUGGAGAGCUCUGGACCAUUCUCAGGGAUAGAGGUUCGUUUGAAGAUUCUACAACCAGAUUUUAUACAGCAUGUGUGGUAGAAGCGUUUGCCUAUCUGCAUUCCAAAGGAAUCAUUUACAGGGACCUCAAGCCAGAAAAUCUCAUCCUAGAUCAUCGAGGUUAUGCCAAACUGGUUGAUUUUGGCUUUGCAAAGAAAAUAGGAUUUGGAAAGAAAACAUGGACUUUUUGUGGGACUCCAGAGUACGUAGCCCCAGAGAUCAUCCUGAACAAAGGUCACGACAUUUCAGCCGACUACUGGUCGCUAGGAAUCCUAAUGUAUGAACUUCUGACUGGCAGCCCACCUUUCUCAGGCCCAGAUCCUAUGAAAACCUACAACAUCAUAUUGAGGGGAAUUGACAUGAUAGAAUUUCCAAAGAAGAUUGCCAAAAAUGCUGCUAAUUUAAUUAAAAAGCUAUGCAGGGACAAUCCAUCAGAAAGAUUAGGGAAUUUGAAAAAUGGAGUGAAAGACAUUCAGAAGCACAAAUGGUUUGAAGGCUUUAAUUGGGAAGGCUUAAGAAAAGGCACCUUGACACCUCCUAUAAUACCAAGUGUUGCAUCACCUACAGACACAAGCAACUUUGACAGUUUCCCUGAGGACAAUGAUGAACCACCACCUGAUGACAACUCAGGAUGGGACAUAGACUUCUAAUGUAUUUCUCUUACCUGCUUCUGCCUUGCUGAAGACAGCUUUUUCUGAGACACAGCUGCCAGCAAACCUGAGGGAAAGGGAGAAGAUUAGCGCUCGGGGUCACCAUGAUGCCUUCGAUCGAUGCUGCUCCAGUAACUACAGUGGCAUUAGGACUUAUUGCUUAGAUGACAAUAGUGCUCUUCCCAUGUUUUCUGUUUGAACCUAAAAUAGCAGUUGACAUGGUGGUCCUGAAGCAAAGCCUUUCACCAGUAAAGAGAAGUUUUCUAUUGUUGCAAUGAUCUUGCUUUGCUCUGACUAUAAUUUGAAAGACUGUAAGAAACACUUCAAUCUAGUAAAAGAGUCUGUACCUUGCUGGACUUAUCAAUAAGAUCAAAGAAUAAUAUACUGGGUACGAUGGGUUACUAUGGUACAGAAUCUGGGCUCUUCCCUUUCUUCGCGAGUGUCGUGGGAUCUAUUACUGUAAGCUGGUGUAUAUACCGUACAAAGAGGACCACACAUCUGUGGGUCACAGAGUUCAUGUCAAACCAGUGCUAGAAGUUACAUCCUUUUAUUUCCCAGCAGUGCUGAUGACGAGACUGAAUGUUACCUUUUCUUUCUGACAGAUUUUAAAAAUUGAUAUGAUAAAAGCACAACUGCUAUGGAUUCUGCUGAGAACUCUCAUAGCAGGUAUAUAUGCGUUUUCACAGAGGAUUGAAAAAAAUGCAUGAUAUUUGUUUCUUUUUGAUAAAUUGGCAUGAUAGAGUGGAAAAGGCAAUUCACACAACCAUUUCAUAUUUUUAAAGAUAUUAUGCUUAUGGAUGGUCCUGGAAAUAAAUGACUAGCAGCCAAUUGGUUUUAUUUGUUACUUAACAUACCCUCAAACUGAGGCUUAAAAUAUUCCCUUUUAUAAAAAUAAACCUUGGGGUGGGGUGGGGCAGGAUUAAGACCCAUCCAAAAAAAAAUUAAAAAUAAAAACUAUAUAGGUGCUAUGUAUAUCUUUCAUCUGUAAAUGUCAGUGUCUGAACAGACAACUCGAAUUCUAAUCAUUACAUGUGUAGCCAGAGAAUCAUUUCCACUAAAUUUAUUAAGCCAAACUCCUGUCAGAUUUCACUUAUACCAUGUAGUCUAGGGUUGAGAGAGAAAGGGGAUUAAACUGGUUUCUUGUCUUAGGCCUGAACCAAAAAAAAAAAAAAAAAUGAUGUGGGGGAGGAAGGGAGAAGUCACUGUUAAUGAGCUUCACCAGAUGAGGAAACUUACUUAUAUGUUAUUUAAAUUGAGAUCAGGGAACAAGACAAGAACCUGGCCAGGUGUUGAUUGCAAUUUGUGAAUAAGCUAAUAAGAAUCUGUGUGCAUGUGAAAGUAGGAAGGGAGUAUUGAGGAAAACAGGGAAUUGAUUUCUUAAAAAUAAAAUUUAGCUAAAGAGGAGAAAUGUUACAAUCCUGCAAUUUUAUACUAGCUAGAAAAUAUUAGAUUUGAAAAUAUCACACAGAUUUGGUUUUGCACAUGGAGAAAAAAAUUCAGCAAUUUAAACUGAGCUCUUUGUUGGCAGACUAGUUGACUAUCAGCUGUCAUAAAGAGCAGAACAGUUUGGAGGCUUUUCCUGGAUAAAUAGCAUCAUACCUAUGUAGACAAUGUAGCCUAUGUAGAUAAAUUUCUGAGCUGUCAUCCAGAUUUGGAACUGUGUGUGAAUUUGGUAUAUUAAAUAGAAGUUUGCUCUUUUUUUCAGUUUAGUGUUUUUAAAAAUCAAUCAAAUGUAGACAUUUCUGUAAAAAUAAGUCCAAUUAGAUCAUUAUGCCACAGCCAGGAAGACAUGUAUUCUGAAUUUUGUUCUAAUUUGUCGUACUCAAGACCACUUUAAAAUAUCUUAUCAAAAUAUAAUAAUCUAAGAAACAAUCUAUUCCUCAAGAAAACCUCCUUCUUCUGAUAUCAGGAUAUAAAAUGAAACAUGUCAGCUCAAAUCUAGAUUUGAAUGCUAUUUCAGAAACUUUAUAUCCCUUUUAAUUGGACUUUUAAAAAAUAUGUAAUUCCAAAAAUUAUAGUCAAGAUUCAGUCAUUUUUGUUAAAAGAUAGUGUGGUUUAAGCAUGUUAAAGAUUUACUAGAAUGUUAAACUUACCUAGUUAUUAAAUAAGAGAAUCUUCUCUUGCAGCUAUUCAAAUAUCCCCAAAGCCCCAGAAAUUAGCACUCACUGUGCAUAUGGAAUUAUGGUUCAAGUCUAAGACAACCUAUAUAUACAAGUUCUAUUGAGAAGGAAGAAGUAGCAUUCAGCACAAUGGAACUAUAAGUUGUUUCUCCCACUUGUUACUGCAUCUUUGCUCAUUUCACAGGUGGCAUUGCAUUAGGACGUCUAAAGCAAUCACCAAAAAUAAAGGUGAACUACAUCUUCCAAGAAAUACUAAUAGAAAACAUUCAUCUAAUUUUCAACAUGAAAUUUUAAGGAUUUAAAUCUUGUCUUAAUGAAGACACUAGGGCUAAAAUUCAUGGUCAGUGUCAUAAAGUGCAUCUUACUUUAUUUCUGAAUUUUUCAUGCCCCUUCUAUUUUCUUACACUAAAGAACAUCUGGAUAAGUUAGAAGAGUGCCAACUUGUUUGAUUUGUUAACUGACUUUCUUGUUAAUGCUUUGAAUAUGGGAAGUAAGGGCUUUCUGUGUGUCUUGACUCACAGGAAAAUUGAAAACUGCCAAGGAAAGGAACAUCAUAAUAUUUGAGAUGGAUUGAACACAUUAGAGAAAAAUAAUUUCUGGAAAAUUACUAUGAUUUUUAUGUUAAUAUCUUCUUUAUUCCUAAGAUAUAAAUCAGGAUCUAUGCGGCAUUCAAAACAAAUUUAUUUUGAUUAUAUUCUUUGCAAGUGAUAAUUUUUACUUAGAAUUAUGGAAUAUGCGUGUGAGUUACACAUGUAUAUAAUUCAUAAACUAAACUACUGUGUUUUUCUAGUUUCAUUUCUAAAUGAACUGAUGGUGAACUUAAAGAAGUCAGCUACUAUAUUGAAAACAAGGACAUUAAAAAUGAUUUCAUAGUGUAGAAGUGAUCUGUGCAUUAUCCAUAACAUUUUAUUUCACAAUAGGACCACAGACAAAUAUUUAUGUAAAUAGAUAUUUUUGUGUGAUAUUUUGUGGUACAUGUAACUUUUUUUAGUGUUUCACAGCAUUAUUAUUUCAUUUUAUUUGUAAUGAAUAAUGUUUUUAGGUCCAAGUAGACUUGAAUUAAUGUCAUAAUUGUCAGUAUUAUUGAAAAUUAUGUCAACUGUACUGUUAUUCAUCUGUCCCAUAGUUUAGAACAUGACCUGGCUAUCUGGCAUUGUUGCAAGUGCCUUAAAUUCAUGGCAUCCUAUUAAAAAAACAAAUUUGGUGUUAUGCUGCAUGACAAAGACAAACACACCUCAAAAUGUUGUCCUUUCUUAGCUUGCUGCGUUUUACAGUUCUUUCUGCUAACAAUUUAUAAGCCUUUAUUAUAUAAUAUUGAUGAAUUACAGAAAUGAUGAAGUUGUUCUCUUAUUUCUGUUAAAUGUACCAGAGCUGUGUAUCUGUUAAUGAGAUACAGCGUCAUUUCUGUGAAAUGUAUAAAUGUAUGUGCAGGUCAAAUUAAUAUAUGACAUACUAUCAGUCUGUAUACAGGUAUUCCUGUUUUGCUAAGCUGUGCCGAAUCAGUUUUAAAAAAAUUAGUGCAGUCAAGUUCUAACAUAUCUCAUUUUAUAGUCUCCAUUAACAAUGGUCCAACCCAAAAGAAAAAUUGGAAAAUGACUGCUAGCCACACCUCGUUUGAAACCAAUGAUGAAAAAGUAUCUUGGUGCACCUCUCAACAAAACAGGAUGCUUUCUCCGAGUUAUUGUAUAUGCAAAUCAUGUAUGAGGCAAGUUUUUGAUGGACCUUAAAAGCUAAACAUUGAAAGUGUGUUGUUAGCCCUCCUCUUUACCUGCCCCUGCAGCAACAGAUAGAGCUCUGAGACCUUGAUGAUGACUCAGAGGUUUGGGCUUUCCAAGUAAAGGGACAUUUCUUUUAGCAUCAUCUAUCAAAUUUAUUUCAGUGUAUGAUGUUUUUACAACUGGUCAGUUCUUUUGUAUUCUUAUAGCUAUGGUUGUUUGAUUGUUCUCUUACAAUUUGUUCUACAUGAAAGAGUCCUUUGUUAGUCAGAAUGCAACAACUGUCAUCAAAUGGUCAUUGACCACUUGCACUCUUUUGAUGUAGAUUAAAAACUUUUUCAUAAACUUAA
This is a messenger RNA of Choloepus didactylus (southern two-toed sloth), 6664 nucleotides long. RefSeq names its product protein kinase cGMP-dependent 1 (gene PRKG1). Gene Ontology annotation, biological process: protein phosphorylation. The record is from RefSeq and is a predicted model, not a curated record. Gene Ontology annotation, molecular function: cGMP-dependent protein kinase activity; ATP binding. The coding region runs from base 419 to 2479 and encodes 686 amino acids. Lineage: Eukaryota; Metazoa; Chordata; Mammalia; Pilosa; Megalonychidae. The transcript is spliced from 18 exons.